Messenger RNA from Fusarium sp. VM40, 1236 nucleotides. Lineage: Eukaryota; Fungi; Ascomycota; Sordariomycetes; Hypocreales; Nectriaceae. The record is from the annotation of a GenBank genome assembly.
AUGCCACGUCUCUAUCACUCAAAGUCCAAGACUGGAUGUGCACGGUGUAGGACACGCCGAGUCAAGUGCGAUGAAGUCCGGCCUGUGUGCGGUGGAUGCAGCAAACAUCAAGUACGUUGCCAUUAUGAUCGAGUAGCACCAGCAGCAGCAUCGGCACCACCAAGGAUAUUGGCACCAGCGCGAACUUCACAUGUCACCAAUGUCAACUCCGCAUCAGCAUCAUCACCAGAUCACGACAGCAUUGCAUCUUCCGGUCAUGGUCCAGCAGAGAGUUCUCAGCGCCGAUAUCUUGAGCUGCGUCUGCUACAUGUUUAUAUGUCAGAGAUAUGCCCACAGCUUCCAGGUACACAUCUACCAGCCCUUGAAGCCUUAUGGAGCAAAGACGUACCGAAGCUGGCUCUGGAAAAUGAGCCGCUGUUGAACUCCAUUUUGGCGUUGUCUUGCUUUUACCUGAUCGCGGAGGGUAAGGACCCAGACCCAGAGCUUCAAAUAGCUCGUGCAAAUUAUCUCGGAGCCGCCAUUGAAGCACACCAAACAAACCUGUCAGGCAUGACAACUGAUAAUGCCGACACGGCAUGCUUUGUCUCAGUACUACUUGCCGUGGAUUCAUUUGCAAAUCUCAUGAUUCGCCCGCUCUCGCCAUAUGAACCGCCAUUUCACUGGCUGCAAAUGUCACGAGGCCUCGGUGGUGUCUUCCGAGAAGCAACGUCCCUCUUGCGUAACGACGCUCAUGCAAAGAUGCGACCUUUGCUCGCAGAUAGGUCUUACGUGCAUCAAAGCGUUGUGUUUGACAGGUCAAAUCUCCGAGGUCUGGAGCAUUUAGUGGCAUUUAAUGAGUCCGAAUUUCAAGAUGAUGAAGACGCAGAAGCAUACGAGAAAGUCGCAUUCUUCAUAGGUUCUGUUAUUCAAGCUCGAAGGGCGGGAGAGAAUCCAAGGAUGAUCACUAGGAGGCUGACAUCGUUCUGGGUUCUUGCUCCGGGACGAUACGUCGAGUUACUGCAACUACAGAGACCACGAGCCUUAGUACUCCUGGCUUAUUUCUUCGGACUAGCGAGCUGGGUUGAUAACUUUUGGUGGAUCGGCAGGUCUCCCAGCAGAGAGAUCAAAGCGAUCAAGAGUCACUUGGGAGCUGAGUGGCAGGAGUCUUUAUCGUGGCCGCUGGAACAGCUUACCAGACAGCCUUUUCGGGGUCAGGAAGAGAUCGGAAAUGCGUCAGAGGAAUCGCCGGGUUAUUAG